GGUGAGUCUGGUGCCGGUAAAACUGAGAACACGAAGAAAGUAAUUGCUUACUUCGCUAAUGUCGGUGCUGUCACUAAGAAGGAGGCUGUUAAGGAAGGGGCUCCUAAGAAGGGUAAUUUGGAGGAUCAGGUCGUGCAGACCAAUCCCGUAUUGGAGGCCUUCGGUAACGCCAAGACUGUGCGUAAUGACAACUCUUCCCGUUUCGGUAAAUUCAUCAGGAUCCAUUUCGGCCCAAUGGGCAAACUGGCCGGUGCUGACAUUGAGACCUAUCUUCUGGAGAAGGCUCGUGUCAUUUCACAACAAACUCUUGAGAGGUCGUACCACAUCUUCUACCAAAUCAUGUCCGGCGCUGUCCCCGGAGUGAAGGGUAUGGUAAGACUGAGAUCCCUGGAGUCGAUGACGCCCAAUAUUGGAGGCCUUCGGAUCCAUUUCGGCCCAAUGGGCAAACUGGCCGGUGCUGACAUUGAGACCUAUCUUCUGGAGAAGGCUCGUGUCAUUUCACAACAAACUCUUGAGAGGUCGUACCACAUCUUCUACCAACUCAUGUCCGGCGCUGUCCCCGGAGUGAAGGAGGAAUGUGUUCUCUCUAAUGAGAUAUUAGACUACAAUUUCGUAUCUCAGGGUAAGACUGAGAUCCCUGGAGUCGAUGACGCCCAGGAGUUUAGAGAUACAGACGGUAAAACUGAGAUACCGUCUGUUGAUGACAGCGCCGAGUUUAAAGACACGGAUGAUGUCUCAGAAAUACAUUUCUUCGACGGAAUCGCAAAAUUCCUUUCCAUUAUUCCAUUGAAACCCAGACCUCCAGACCUCCAGACCUCCACCACAAUAUGGCUUUUAGAGUCCUUCCAAUGCCCUCAAAACCUUAUGACCCUAUGGUAUGAGCUAUUGCUCACAAAAGACAUCAAAUACUACCACUUUAUAUCUCAGGGUAGAACUGAGAUAGAAGGUGUCGAUGAUGGCGAUGAGUUUAGAGUAACCAACAAUGCUUUCGAUGUGUUGGGUUUCAACGAAGAGGAGAAACACAACGUUUACAAAAUAACAGCCGCUGUUAUGCACAUCGGGACCAUGAAAUUCAAGCAAAGACCCCGAGAGGAACAGUGCGAACCCGAUGGCACCGAAGAUGGCGAACGUGUGGCCCAUUUGCUCGGCGUUAACGCCGCCGACCUCUACAAGAAUUUCUGUAAACCCAGGAUAAAGGUCGGCACAGAGAUGGUCACUCAGGGCAGGAACAAGGAUCAGGUGUCCUAUUCUAUCGGCGCUAUGGCUAAGGCUAUGUUCGAUCGUAUGUUCAAAUGGAUUGUCAAGAAGUUGAACGAAACCCUCGACACCAAACAGAAGAGACAGCACUUCAUCGGUGUACUCGAUAUCGCAGGCUUUGAGAUCUUUGACUUGAAUAGUUUUGAACAACUUUGCAUCAACUUUACUAACGAAAAGUUGCAACAAUUUUUUAAUCACCACAUGUUUGUACUCGAACAAGAAGAGUACAAACGGGAGGGCAUUGAUUGGGAUUUUAUUGAUUUCGGGAUGGAUUUGGCCGCUUGUAUUGAACUAAUCGAAAAAUACAAUAGCUUCGAGCAACUGUGUAUUAAUUUCACAAACGAAAAGUUGCAGCAAUUUUUCAAUCAUCACAUGUUUGUGUUGGAGCAGGAAGAGUAUAAGAGAGAGGGUAUUGAUUGGGAUUUCAUUGAUUUCGGAAUGGAUUUGGCCGCUUGUAUUGAGCUCAUUGAAAAGCCGAUGGGUAUUCUGUCGAUCUUAGAGGAGGAGAGUAUGUUCCCGAAGGCCAGCGACAAGACCUUCGAGGAGAAAUUCAAUCAUCACAUGUUUGUGUUGGAGCAGGAAGAGUAUAAGAGAGAGGGUAUUGAUUGGGAUUUCAUUGAUUUCGGAAUGGAUUUGGCCGCUUGUAUUGAGCUCAUUGAAAAGCCGAUGGGUAUUCUGUCGAUCUUAGAGGAGGAGAGUAUGUUCCCGAAGGCCAGCGACAAGACCUUCGAGGAGAAGCUGAAGACCAACCAUUUGGGCAAAUCACCCAACUUUGUGAAGCCUAAGCCGGCUAAGCCUGGCUGCCAAGAGGCCCACUUCGCUAUUGUGCACUACGCGGGAACUGUACCCUACAAUGUGACGGGUUGGCUCGAGAAGAAUAAGGAUCCGCUCAACGAUUGUGUUGUCGAUCAAUUCAAACACGGCUCUAACAAACUGAUCCAGGCCAUCUUCGAGGACCAUCCGGGUCUCGGAGGCGGUGAUGACGGCGGCGGAAAAGGCGGCAAAGGAGGCGGCCGUAAGAAGGGUUCCGGUUUCCAGACUGUCUCUGGAUUGUAUAGGGAACAAUUGAAUAAACUGAUGACAACUCUGCGCCAAACCCAACCUCACUUUGUUCGCUGUAUUAUCCCCAAUGAAACCAAAUACACAAUCCUAGCGGCAGCGGCCGUCCCUAAAGGGUUUGUCGACGCGAAAGCGGUCGCCGAAAAGGUUAUCGAAGCGAUUCAAUUAGAUUCCAAUGAUUUUCGAUUCGGGAGUACAAAGGCUAAUGGUUUUGAUUUGAAGUUAGUUCACAUAACAUACACAAUCCUGGCGCCUACCAUCCUUCCCAAAGGAUUUGUUGACGCAAAGUUAGCCACAGAAAAGUUAGUCAAAGCCACUAAUAUUGACGAGGGGGAGUACCGACUUGGAAAUACCAAGAUCUUCUUCCGCGCCGGAGUGUUGGGACGUCUGGAGGAGAUGAGAGACGAGCGGUUGGGCAAAAUCCUUACAUGGCUUCAGGGAUGGAUCCGUUGGUAUCAGUGCAAGAAGAACUUCAAGAAGUUGCAGGAACAGAGAAUCGCUCUUCUCGUCAUUCAGAGAAAUUUGCGUAAAUUCCUCACUCUUCGCAACUGGUUGUGGUGGAAGCUCUACUCUAAGGUGAAGCCUCUGUUGAAUGUGGCCCGAGUUGAGGACGAACUCAAAGCCCUGGAGGAGAAGCUCAAGAAAGAACACGAGGCCUUCGAAAAGGAGGAGAAACUCCGUAAAGAACUCGAGACGAAGAACGUUCAGCUCUUGCAGGAGAAAAACGAUCUCUUCCUUCAGUUGGAGUCCGAGAGGUCGUCGUCGGGAGACGUUGAGGAACGGCUCCUCAAAAAUAUCGCUCAAAAGGCAGACCUCGAGAGUCAGCUCUCUUUUCACAUGAAAUGCAGUUCUGUACUCUAG
Oppiella nova is the source of this 3177-nucleotide messenger RNA. NCBI's taxonomy places the organism in Eukaryota, Metazoa, Arthropoda, Arachnida, Sarcoptiformes, Oppiidae. The record is from the annotation of a GenBank genome assembly.